Messenger RNA from Xylaria bambusicola, 1365 nucleotides. Its product is annotated as arginine-tRNA-protein transferase. Lineage: Eukaryota; Fungi; Ascomycota; Sordariomycetes; Xylariales; Xylariaceae. The record is from RefSeq and is a predicted model, not a curated record. Gene Ontology annotation, biological process: protein arginylation. The coding region runs from base 1 to 1365 and encodes 454 amino acids. Gene Ontology annotation, cellular component: cytoplasm. The transcript is spliced from 3 exons. Gene Ontology annotation, molecular function: arginyl-tRNA--protein transferase activity.
AUGCAAGCCAUCCCUGAAGAUGCAUCUCAAGAUGUAUUCUCGUACAUAACGCCUAUGGGUUACAUGUCCUCCUCAACAUGCGGAUACUGCCGUCGCAGUGGGAACGGUCAGUCACGGACGCGACGAUCCUAUUAUACAAGAUCGGUGUCUAUGAAUACAGCAUGUUAUCAGGCUUUGAUUGAUCGAAGUUGGCGACGAUCCGGGACCCUUUUAUACCGGCCAAACCAACGGGACGCUUGCUGUCCUCACUACAGUCUUCGCAUAGACUCUACUCGUUUCAAACCAACCAAGGAUCAACGACAAGCCAUCAAUCGCUUCAAUAAGUUCGUCGUUGGCGACGCCUACGCUAAAGAGGCUGCUCGUCGGCACCCUAAGUCGCGUGAGCAGGCACGAAAGCGGGACACUGAAUUUCACCUUAGUGAGAGGAUUCAUGAGAGCGAGAGCCAAUCACUCAAGCAGCCUCCUGAGCCUGCUCAUUCCUUCGAGGUCACUCUGGAACUGGAUGACUUUACCGAGGAAAAGUACAUCGUUUAUGAAAACUAUCAGCAGACUGUCCAUAGAGAACCUAAGGAUGAGAUAUCUCGCUCAGGAUUUUCAAAAUUCCUGUGCAACUCACCGCUCAGGCGGGAGACUGUCACUAUGCCCGACGGACAAGAGAAGCGCCUUGGUUCCUAUCAUCAGUGCUACCGACUUGACGGGCAGCUAGUGGCAAUAGGGGUUCUCGACCUUCUUCCACACGCGGUUAGCGCCGUCUAUUUUUUGUAUCACGAAUCCAUACACAAUUGGAGUCCUGGCAAAUUGGGCGCCUUGCGAGAAAUUGCUGUCGCUUUAGAAGGCGGCUAUCGCUGGUGGUACCCGGGGUUUUACAUACACACCUGUCCAAAAAUGCGAUACAAGAUGGAUUAUUCACCCCAACAGAUUUUGAACCCAGAUAUCAUGCAGUGGGUAGAAGUAUCCAGCGAAGUACUGGCCAAAUUUGACAACCAUGGGUAUCUCGAUUUUUCGGGUGCUAACAUGGAACAAGCAGCUAAUUCGGAGCAGAAGCAAGUGGAUGACACUGUGAACAUCGAAGAUCAACAAGAUGAUGAAGAUAGCGAUGAUGGUGACCACAAAAUGUACAUAUCACUCCUCAGCAGUAACAUGCCUGGUCUCCCACCCAUUGAUAGUGUAUUAUCAUAUGACUAUGAUAAUAUUCCGGUACGACUCAGGGGCGGCAUCUUACCUGCCGUUGAUGUAUUCCAAUGGCAGAACGAAGACGAAGAUAUCAGGGAUGGGCCCGGGCCAAGAGGCCAACUGGCGCAAAUGGCGGCUGCUGUUGGUCUUGACCUAAUGCCACAGCUCUGCUUAGACAUUAGGCGUACCUAG